Molecule: messenger RNA, 316 nt
Organism: Lolium rigidum
Lineage: Eukaryota; Viridiplantae; Streptophyta; Magnoliopsida; Poales; Poaceae
Exons: 2
Coding region: 1-126 (41 amino acids)
Source: RefSeq, a predicted model, not a curated record
AUGGAUCCCCCGACCGCCCAGUCCAUGUCCGCGACCGAAGACUUCCAGGACAAGAGCCUGGAUGGAUGCUGUUCCUGCUGCUACGACUGCUGCUCCAGCAUCCUGGACUGGAUCUGCUGUGUUUGAAACCGAUGCUGCUUCUCGCCGGCGUCCCACUCCUUCUGGCCGCCGGAAGCGCGUGAGUUACGUCGGGGUCUCUACAUGUUCCGCAGAUUUUAGAUGUUUUUGAAACGAGGUCUUUGGAGUAAUAUCUGUAAUCUGAAUCUGCAAUGAACUUCAUUAGGCAGUAAAGGGAAUUUGGGGACCAAUUGCCGGA